UUUACUAUAAGGCUGUUAUCUUAUUAUUCUUGAAUAAAUUUUAUUAAUAGAAAUAACUAUAUCACAUACUGGAUUGGAAUAAUGAAGUAAGCGAAGCGUUAAGAUGCUGAGUCCAAAAAUUCAGCGGUCAAUCAGGGUGAACGACGGGCAGCUUAUCGCUUUAUCUGAAAGGGCACAGUACGACCAUUCACAGGCGGGAUAUCUGCACAAACGAAGUGCAGAUAACACCAAAUGGCAACUCCGUUGGUUCAUUCUUUAUCAGAACCUACUUUUCUACUAUGAGUCCGAGAACAACUCGCGACCGACGGGCGUUUUGCUGCUCGAGGGGUCGUACUGUGAGAGACUCAGCAAAGCACCUAUGGAGAGGAAUGCCUCGUUCUGCUUCACGAUCUCGUACCGGCGCGAGAGUCAGCGGCAGUAUGAGCUGCGGGCGGCCUCCGAGGUGGAUUGCGUGCAUUGGGUGGACGCGAUCCGAGAGGCCAGUUUCAACAAGCUACUCCUUCAAAAGGAGGAGUUGGAGCAGAAACAACUUCACCUACUUCAAGUGGUGGAGAGCGAGCGGACGUCACGUUGGCAGUACGCUCAACAAUGCGAUGAACUUACUAGCGAGGUCAAGAAGCUGCGGACUGAGUUAUGCACAUACAAAAAGGAGCACGAACCAUCAGCAACGCGCGCCGCUUCAACCAGCAGCUUAUCCACCACCGACUCCCCGGAGAUCGACCCAGCUGAGUUGAGGAAGAUCAAGAAAGUGCAGAGUUUCUUCCGCGGCUGGCUGUGCCGGCGGCGGUGGAAGCAGAUCGUCGAGCAGUACAUCAAGAGCCCCCACGCUGAGAGCAUGAGGAAGAGGAAUAGCUUGGUAUUCAAAAUGGUAGAAGCAGAAGAAGAGUAUCUCGAGCAGAUGGAAAUUUUGGUGACGUGUUUUCUCCGGCCGUUCAAGAUGGCGGCUAGUUCUAAGAAGCCACCCUGCACCCAUGAAGAUGUCAACUCAAUCUUUCUGAACAGCGAGACUGUUCUAUUUCUCCACCAGAUUUUCUUCAAAGGACUGACUUCUAGGAUGGAGUCCUGGCCCACUUUGGUGUUAGGAGAUCUAUUCGACAUGUUGCUCCCGAUGCUAACAAUAUACCAGGAGUACGUGAGGAACCACCAUUACUCGUUGCAAGUACUCACUGAAUGUAAACAAACCCAGCCGUUCGCACAACUGCUGGCGAGACUGGAAACCAAGCCGGCGUGCCAAGGGAGGUCGUUGGAAACCUUUUUGACAUAUCCUAUGCACCAGAUUCCUCGUUACAUCAUCACGUUGCAUGAGCUGCUUGCUCAUACUCCACAUGAUCACGUGGAACGACGUAGUCUCCAGCAUGCCAGAGCUCAACUUGAGGAGUUAUCACGACAGAUGCAUGACGAGGUUAGCGAGACAGAGAAUUUGAGAAAAAACUUGGCAGUCGAACGCAUGAUCAUAGAAGGAUGCGAUAUCCUAUUGGACGUCAACCAAGUUUUCAUACGGCAAGGCACUCUUUCCCAAGUAGUGGGAAAAGGCCGACGGGCUAAUCUUCAAGCGAGGCAGGCAUUUCUCUUCAGCAACCACCUCCUGCUUACCACCAGAGCCCCUGGAGGAAGAUUACAUUUACCAACGGCCGGGAGGUUGCCAUUACAUGAUGCUUUGUUGGUAGAAGACCCAUCAAAUCACGAUGAUGAUGAUUCUACUUCGGUGUGUUCCUCUCCUGGUGGUGAUAUUUACCAAGGAAAAGAUUUUAAAAUCCUGGUAGAAGUCAAAGGAGAGCAAAUUUGUGCUCAUCUAGUGGCCGCCACACUCGAAGAGAAAGCCGCGUGGACGAGUGAGUUGGCGCAAUGCAUGGAGAGUGCCGCGCUGACCGAACUGCUGCGAGCGUGCGGCUCCUGCGGCGCGGCCUCCGCCAGCCUGCCGGCGUGCCGCUCCGACCGCGCGCUGUUCACCGACGACGUCGACAUACGCUUCAGCAGGACCCUCAACUCUUGCAAGGUCCCGCAGAUCAGGUCCGCGUCGCCGCAGCGGCUGUUGCAGAGGCUGACAGACCUUCGAUUUCUAUCAGUGGACUUCCUUAACACCUUCUUGCUGACGUACCGUGUAUUCACUGACGGGGUCAAAAUAUUGGAGGCUCUGAAGCAAGUGUUUUACGAGCAGUCUCAAUUAGAGAUUGAGCUGGCCCCGCCACCUGAUGCUACAAGGAAAACCAGCGCCGCUAGUUCCGUAUCAGGGUACGGCUCGGAGUACAGCGAACGCGAUUGGCAGUCACGAUUUUGGAGAGCUUCGAGAAAAAGUGAAGAAGACGAUAAACUGUCACCAUAUUUGACGGCUCCAUCGCGACGAACUUCAUCAGUUAGCAAGACGGAAGAAGACAGUAGCCAUCUGACGAUUCCGAAAAUAAUGGCGACAUCGUCUAGUAACGAAACACUGAAAGGUACAUCGCCAUCAUCUCCCGGCGCUAGUAGCUCUGUAACUCUAGUCGGCAGUCCUAAGAAAGCUAGUCCAGCAGAAAGCGCAGAAAAGGUCAACGAACCCAAAGAAAUGAAGUCUCCAACUAAAGACAGCGAAGCAGCAGCAGCAACUAUCAUAAAAGAUGAGAGCAUUGAGUUAGUAGAUCAGAGUGAUGAUGACAUUGAAAAGACAAAUAAGUAUAAGAUUACGGACAAUUUUAAGAUUUCUCAAAGGAUAACUGAGCGAGUCCGCACUAUGUCGGAGUCCCCCAGAAGACUGCAGCCGUCCUCAGCGGCGGCGGCGUCGGAGGCGCGGCGGCGCUCCGAGAGCGCGCGCGACGCCGCCGCCGCCGCGUCGGCCGCCGGCGCCGCCGCCGAGGAACAGCGCCGAGCCUCCGACUCUGGCGCGCGGUACGCCCCAAGGAGGUCUGUUAGUGAGAGGCGCUAUACCAACUCGUCGAUCAACAGUGAGCGUCGAAGAUACUGGGGUGGUUCUGAGCCUAGAUCAUCUGUGACGUCCCAAGUGUCUCAAGUUCAGAAUUAUCGACGAGAAACCAGCCAGCCCAAAGCGGGUGUUGUCAUCACAUCAUUCCGACAGUCUCAUAGAAGGAGCAGUACAUCGACGGCCGCGGUGGCAUUUGCCGUUGCCACUUCAGCUUCCUCGAACCCUCGCUCACCGCCGCCUACUUCUCCGCCAGCUACGAGAAGAGAUUCGGUCAUUUCCACUGCAGCCACGAUGAGAGUUCUUAACGUUUUGAGGCAUUGGAUCUCUAAGCACUCAUACGACUUCUGGUCGGACGAGCGUCUCCGAGGCCUGACCAUAGACUUCCUCAAGGAUAUAGAAGGCAGCCCGAGCCUGCUGCCAGCAGAACACAAAGCCGCGGUGCAAUUGUUGCGUCUAUUGGAACGUGCUCCAGAUCGCCCAGUGGAUCUUCAGGCGCUGUUCGCACCGCCACCAGUUCCAACAAAAGAGAGUAUUGAAACGCUGUCUGCACUUGAAAUAGCUGAGCAAAUGACAUACUUGGAUUACCAAAUCUUCAGCUCUAUACAUUGCGAAGAGUUCCUAGGCCAAGCGUGGACAAAAGCGGACAAGGCGGAACGCGCGCCACACAUCUUGAUGAUGACAGCUCACUUCAACCAUAUCUCUAAUUUGGUCAUCUCGGAGAUACUCAAAAAGUACACUUUAGUUGGUCGUGUAGCAGCAAUAGAGAAAUGGGCCGCUGUGGCGGACAUCGCCCGUUGCUUGCACAAUUUCAACGGCGUGCUGCAAGUGUGCGCGGCACUGUCUAACACCUCGGUGUACCGGCUCAAGAAGACUUGGGAGAAAGUGUCCAAAACUACAAAGCAGACUAUAGAAAGGAUGCAAACUAUAAUAUCAUCUGAAUGUCGAUUUAGAAUCCUAAGAGAUGCGCUUCAUAGAUGUGAUCCGCCAUGUAUUCCAUAUCUGGGGAUGUAUUUGUCAGACUUGUCCUUCAUAGAGGAAGGAACUACAAAUUAUACCCCUGAUAAUCUCUUAAAUUUCUCAAAAAUGAGAAUGAUCGCACACGUGAUUCGAGAAAUACGAAACUUUCAACAGACUCCCUACAAAAUUGAUCACAUACCAAAGGUAUGCGACUUCCUGCUGGACCGGUCGCUGGUGAUCCCCGAGGAGCGGCAGUACACGCUGUCGCUGGAGCUGGAGCCGCGGCCGGCGCGCGGCUCGGGCGCGGGGCUGCACUCGCACUCGGCGGCGCCCGCGUCGCCCGCCUCCUAGCGCCGGCGCCGCGCGUCCCUCGCCGCGCUCGCGCCGCUGCGGCACGAGCGCUAAGGACGCGCGACACACGAGUGCUUACAGACUUGUUACGAGUAUGGUGUUAUGUUCUGUCUGUACAUUGACAUUUCGCUUCAUUUUCGCUCGCCACACCUACUUCCUUUAAUUGCCUUGGGCUAAAAAUGGUUUAAUCUGACAUUCACACUCGUACUCUGCCGCGCCCGCCGGGUCCGCCUGGUGGCGCCGUGUGUAUUUCACGUUAGUUGCUAUUAUUGCCAAUGAGAUUUUCUUACUCUUCUCUAAAUGAUGAUGACGCUGUCUUAAUAGUAACUUUGCCUUCUAGCGUUGGCAGAUCUUGCACUAUUGCGGACAAACUGUUCCUGCUAAGUAAACUAAUAUGUACGUUAUUAGGGUAUGAUAUAGCGUUAGAUUGACCGUUAAGCUACACUUUUAUCCCGCGCCACAUAAGAGGAGUGAGGCUGUUUCAAUUAUAAACAUUGGUGGUGCAAAAACACUAUUACAAUUCACUAAACAUAACACUAAAUUAUUCGGUCAGAAGAAGCGGCGCCCCCUAUUCUAAAACCCUGCCCACGUGUUAGGCGCGCGGUCCUUAAUAACUCCUUUUAUCAGUCCCUCAAAAUCAAUGGUGUCGCAAUUCAAAUUUAAAUGUCGUUUACUAAACUUAAAACCCCCUUACAAUCUGUCGGAAACAUAAAAUUUUAUGCUAAGCUAAACAAAUUAACAAAAAUACAAAAAUAAUUUUUUCCUACAUAUUUAAACUCGAUAUUGUGUAAUUUAUAAGAAAAAGCAUAGAUUUAAUUAUGUAAAUUAACUUUUACCUUGUUCCGAGUCUUGUUAAGUGAGAAUAAUAAUAAAAUGGUAAGUAUCUUGAAUAUAAUUAUUUUGCAUAAAUUUAUUGUAUGAAUAUGAAUUAUAAAUUGUUAAAAAGUGAAAGAAUUCCUGAUAACUCUAUUUUUAUACAAUUUCUUCGUCAAUUAGGUAACUAUUUAAAGAAUUCAUGAGACAUAUCACUUGAAGCCAUUAUGUGACUUGUCCAUGUUAUCAAUAGUUUUCUUUGAAUUCUAAGUAGCAAAGAUUAAAGUGAUUAAACAGGAAUUAAAGGAAUGAAUAAAAUAAUUUCAUGUAUAUUUAAUUCGAAAUUAACAAAAUUCUACAUAAUAUUAUUUCAGAUUUAAUAUAAUAUUGUUGUUGUAGAUAAAUUUUACUUUAGAUAAAGAACACGUUAGUGGGAAAAAUGUAAAUACCUAUUUAAAUAAUUACUUAUUUUAUAGGUAUAUGGUAAGGUAGCCAUCUCAAUAAUGUAAUUAAGAGCUAACUAUACGUAUCUAAAGACGGGGGUGGCAAGACACAUCCGAAUUGACAAAACUUAAUAUUUUGGAGACUCCGUUUGGGUGACGGCCCACUCUUGUAUUUCCUCUAAUAAUAAGUUAGUCGUGUUUUGAUCUCAGUCAAGUAAGUAAGUAAAUUAUUCGGUAAAAUGUUUCAAUAUAUUGUGGACGUGGUUGUUACCUGUUACCUAUGGUUGUUGAUGCGAUUUCGACUGCUUUUAUACAAUGUCUUUAUAUUUCGCUGUUGGUACCUUGUGCUUGUUAGUUAACAUUUAUCAUAAGUUUAUACUCGUAAGUUACCCCAUAAAUACUUAAUAUAAUACGUGUAUUGUUAGAGAUUGUUUAUUGUUAAUUUUGUUUAAAGAUAAAUUUUAUGCAAUAUAAAACAAAAAAGAAAUGAAAAAUGCACAAAACGUGCUAGAUCGUUUUACCUAAUAAUACAUAAAACAUACCUAUUUUAUGGCUAGAGACGUGCUUCAAGCCGAAACCUGAUAAUAAAAAAAAAUAAGUUCUAUUCUAUUACAUUUUAAGUAGUUAAGUAUAGCCAAAUUAGGUGCCGGGCAAAUUAGUUGCUAGACUAAGGAGGUUAAAAUGAUUAACCCCGCCUAUUGUGGUAACUAGGACUAGUAAAAUAAAGAGAUCAUAUUGGAAAUGAGUUCUAAAUAAGAAAAUCUCAACAGACUGUAAAUAGCUCCGUGAUGGUACUUCUUGGCUUCUGGUACUUUUAUCUAUUUAAAAACUUACCUAUGUACCAAACCUAAGUUAAUUUGUUUUAAGGAUUUUGACUAAUAUAAUGGAAAAUAAUUCAUGAUUAUGUGUUUAUAUGAAAAUUAAUCGAAUUUUAUAAAUACGUCAAUAUUUCAUGACUGAUUUGGACUCGGAAAAAACUAACUUUAACUAGUUUGUUAGUUUUAGAAGUGUGUCCACAGUCUGAUGAAACCUAACGUGAUUUCAAGUGAGAAUAGUUUGAUCUGUAAGUCUUUUUCUACGUCCUUUUCUAUGACAUUUAACGUUAGUGUUAAAAUGAAUGUUAGGCUCCUACAUGUUGUAGAAUGAGUAAUAUUACAUAUUAAAUGUAUUAAUAGAAAGAAACCAUGACUGGCUUAUCUAUCAGUGCAAGAUCCAAACCAAUAAUAAUCGGACUUCGAUAAAAAUGGUAUGUUGAUACUUAGAUAUAAUAAAGAAGGAAGGGAGAAUUUGGAAUUUUCCAUAAAAGUGUAGCCACAAAUAGACGCUAGUUUCUAAUAAAUCCUUCCUACUAGGAUCCAAGAGCUGAAGAUAUUUUCCAUCUUCAAUAAUGUUAAUAAAUUCAAUUUUAUGUAAAAAAUUCAAAAUAUCACUUACUAGGUAAGUAGUUAAGUUGCUACUUACCGAAAUGAUUAAAAAUAUUUGAAUAUUUUCCUCUUUAAGCUUAAAUAUGCACAAUUUUGAAAAGGUUUUAACACUUCAAAAGGCUGUCAAAAUUUAUGUAUUAGGAGAAAUUAGGUUUAAAUUUUGUUCAUUGAAUAGGGUAAGAUUUGUCCCCCUUUUAUAAAUAUUGUCUUCCUUCUUUACCUAUCAUUUUCUUGUGUGUAAGUAUUAAAUAGAAUAUAAGCUAAUAAUUUGAAUAUUAUUCACAUUUAAAUCAUUAUGAAACUUAUGAAAAUAUAAAGUACUAAUACGCUUCGAUUUUAAAUCUCUUAUGAAUAAAUGGAUAAGGAUUUUUUAAAUACGUAAUGGAUGUUGAAUAUCUCUUCUGAACUACCUCUUCUCACAAAUUCUAAAUAUUAUCGUACCUAUAAAGAAUUGUUGUUAAAUGUUAUAAAAUCUAGACGCUCAACACUUAAGUCUAAUUUAAAUAUUUGUAUCAUUAGUAAGUAUAACAAUCCUGAGUUAAAUGUAAUAGAGAACAACACAGAGAAAUAAAUUAUUAUAUUUUUAUGUAGAUACAGUAUAAAUAUUAUGAAUUGUAAUUUCUGUAAAUCUAUUUUGCUAAUAAGCACAUAAAAUACUUUUGAUACAACUUACCUUAUAUUUGUGUAAAUCUUGCAAAUUAAUAAUUGAUCACAUUUUAGUGUAGGUAUUUACUAAAAAUUAAUAAAAUAUUUUUAAAAAUAGAAUAUUUUUGUUAUAAAAUGUACUUAAAGUCAAUCAGAAUAUUAAAACAGAAUGAGUGUCUCAUAUAAAAUUACAUGGGCAAAUAAUAAUGGUGAGUUACUUUGAUAUUUUGUGAUUAUCCUGAGUCUAAUUUUAAUUUACCUCCACGAUUAAUAAUAAGGAAAUCCCUAGAAUUAUAUUUUCCCUGGCCAGUUCUUAAUUAUUAUAAAUGUAAACAAGAGAAACUACUGUUUUUAAAUUAGAAAACCUAUAUUUUUGACAAAGUAUAUUAUUAACGGAACCAUUAAAAUACGACAUAAUUUCUUGGCGAUUUAUUAUAUACAUUUUUAAUAAUUUACAUCCUUUUUAUGCUGAAAAAUGUGAUCAAAACUCUUGUAUUCCUAGCAAAAAUGUUAUUGAAUUAAAAACAGACAAAGGUUAGUCCGUAUAAAGAUCUAAACUAAGAUUAUGAAUGUCCUCAAUGAUUACUUCAAAUAAUGCGAUGAUAAGAAUGUUAUAUAAUAUUACUUCCCAUCGUUAUACGUUAUGAAAAUAGAUUAGAAUUAAUUGGAUGUGUUGAUUAACAUACAUGUAUACAGUAUUUAGUUGCUCAUGUGGCUGUUGUUGUUGACGACCCGACCUCAAACAAUUGUUGUUUUCUUCACAAUAAAGUUAUCAUUGUAAAGUUUAUAGUUUUAUUGACAUAUCUGUUUUCAUUGAUGUUUGUCGUAUUUCCUUACUCUGUGCCAAAAUAUAUGAAAUUUGAUGAAUAA
Molecule: messenger RNA, 8399 nt
Organism: Amyelois transitella
Lineage: Eukaryota; Metazoa; Arthropoda; Insecta; Lepidoptera; Pyralidae
Product: ras-specific guanine nucleotide-releasing factor 1
Exons: 32
Coding region: 104-4204 (1366 amino acids)
Biological process (GO): positive regulation of GTPase activity; Ras protein signal transduction
Cellular component (GO): plasma membrane
Molecular function (GO): protein binding; guanyl-nucleotide exchange factor activity
Source: RefSeq, a predicted model, not a curated record